Plasmodium relictum is the source of this 5463-nucleotide messenger RNA. RefSeq names its product conserved Plasmodium protein, unknown function. The transcript has a single exon. The record is from RefSeq and is a predicted model, not a curated record. NCBI's taxonomy places the organism in Eukaryota, Apicomplexa, Aconoidasida, Haemosporida, Plasmodiidae. The coding region runs from base 1 to 5463 and encodes 1820 amino acids.
AUGAAUUUAAACAUUGUUAAAAGAACAUAUGAAUGCUUAUAUACACAUCAAAAAGUACAAAAAAAUAAAAAAUGGAAAGAAGGGCAUUGUGAGAUAAUAGUUAGUUAUGGAAUGACCAAAAUAAACUUGUUAAAUUUGAAUAAAGUUUGUAUAGAAAGUUCAGUAAGUAAUUUAAUAAAUUUUGAUAACAUUGAAGAAGAAAUAGAAUUAUCUUGCCAUUUAAUUCAGCUUAUAGAUAUUAGUAAUUAUACUGAAAAUGAGGUAAAAAAUGAAAAAAUUAAAAAAAGAAUAAAUACUUUUUCAUCAGAAAAUUUUGAUCUAAAUAAAAAAAAAAAAGCAAGUCACGAUUUAAAUUCAAAUGAAAAUGACGAUAAAACAAAUAAAGAGUUAAAUAACAAAAAAAAAAUAGCAUAUUCAAAUAGAUACUUAAAUUGUUAUAUUAAUAAAAAUAACAAAUUUGAAAUACCAAGAAAAAUUAAUUAUGAAAUAAAUGAAAGCAAAAAGGAAGAAGAAUCAGAAAAGGAUGAAGAAAAAAAAAAAUAUUAUACAUUAACUUACAAUAAUGUUAAGAAUAAUACAAGUGAUAUUAACCUAAGAUAUGAAGAAGACAAUGAAAAAAAAAAAAAAAAAGAGAAUAAAUUUAUAAGUGUGACGUACACGAACAAACAUUUAUUUAAUACAAAAAAAAAAAAUGUGAAAUGGUUUGAUGGAUAUAUUAUGAAAAUGGGGAACACAAUGACAUUAUAUAAUAUUUUAGAAGAAAUACUGUUUACAAAAAAAAAAGAGAAUAUAACAAAUGAUGAAUAUAUUACUUUUGGGAAUUUCAUUGUUUAUAAUAAUUUCUUAUGUAAAUCAGACAAUGAAGAAAUUCAGAAAAAUAGAUAUCCUUUUUCAAAUAAUUAUAGAUGCACUAAAAAUAAUAAAAUAUACAAUUUACAUGAUAUAAAUAAAAGAGAUAUUUAUCAAGAAGACAAAAAAAAAAAUUUAUAUGAUAUAAAUAUAAAAACUUCUGAUAAAGAAUGCACACCAAUAAGUUUAAGUAAGGAGAAUCACUUAAAUAUUUAUCAAAGUGGAAAUAAUUCACAUUAUAACACAGAUAGAGAUUUUAAAUAUUAUAAUCAAGAAAAUGGUCCAUCUAAUAUAUUAACAAACCAAAAAAAUAUUAAUGACAAAAAUUUUAAUGAAAUUCAUAAUAAAACAAUAGCAUAUAAGCUUUUAAAAAAGAAUCAUUCUGGUUCCUGUAGAAAUGAGGAGUAUGAAAUCUCUUUUUAUAAGAGUGAUGAUAAAAAAGUUGUUCUUUUUUAUGAAAAUAAUCAAUGUAAUAAUAAGUAUGAAGAAAUAAUUAAUAUAAGUAAAAUAGUAAGUAAAAAUAAUUUUUCAUACACAAAUAUUUUUAAAAAUAACUUUUAUAUGCCAUUAGCUUCUGAAAUUAUAAGUUAUAUACAAAAAGAAAAUUUAGAUAAAACAAAUAAUAGAAAUAGUGAAGAAAUCCCUCAAUUAAAUAAAUUCACAGGUGAUUUUGAAUCAAAAACUACUACUAAUAAUAAUAAUGAUAAUAAUAAAGAUAAUAAGGAUAAUAAUAAUAAUAGUAGUGAUAAUAAAAAUAAUAAUAAUAAUAAUAGUAGUGAUAAUAAAAAUAAUAAUAAUAAUAAUAGUGAUAAUAAAAAUAACAAUAAUAAUAAUAGUAGUGAUAAUAAAAAUAAUAAUAAUAAUAAUAGUAGUGAUAAUAAAAAUAAUAAUAAUAAUAAUAGUAGUGAUAAUAAAAAUAAUAAUAAUAAUAAUAGUAGUGAUAAUAAAAAUAAUAAUAAUAAUAAUAAUAAUAAUAAUAAUAAUAAUAAUAAUAAUAAUAAUAAUAAUAAUAAUAAUAAUAAUAAUAAUAAUAAUAAUAAUAAUAAUAAUAAUGACAAUAGUAAUAAUAGCAACAAUUUUGCUUAUAAUGAUAUGAAAAAAAUAUUUUCAAUAGAAUAUUUACAAAAUAAAUCAACUCAUUUACUUAAUUUUGGCAAUUAUGAAAGUGCACUUAGAACAGAAAAUGAAAAAUGUUACUUAAAUAACAGUUUAAACAACUUAGAAAACACACAUGAAAAUAUUACAAAAGAAAAUUUUAAUAAAUGUAAUGAUUUCUUUCAAACCAGUUUAAAAAAAAAUAAUAGAGAGUUCAUCUUACAUAAAAAUAUAAUUGUUGAGGAACAUAUAAAAGACACUUCUGAUUCUGAAUUGUAUGAAAUAAAAAAUAUGAGUAUUUUUGAUUCUAAUAAUAAUGAUUUUUGUAAUGACGAUAUUGAAAGUAUUAACAAAAAUAAUUUGUUCUUACCUAUAUAUAUAACUAUUUUAAAAAAUAAAAUAAAUAUAAGGAACAAAUUAAAUGAAUUACAAUAUUAUAAAAUACCAAAUUUUUUUAAUAACAAAUCAGAAUAUAUUUUAUAUUUUAUGAAUGCUAUUCUUUUUCAAAUAUAUUAUGAAAUUAAGAAUAAAAUUUUAUUUCUUCAUAAUAACUUAAUAUAUUCAUUAAGUCAAAUGAUUGAUGAACAAACUAAUUGGAAAAAUAUUAAAAAUAAUUAUAUUGAGGAAAAUCUUAAUUGUUCUAGGAAUAAUAAUUUAAAAUUAGAUAAACAAAAACAAAAUUUUAUAUCGGAUUUUUUGAGUGAAGAAAAACAUAAAUAUAAUAAUUCAGAAGAUGAUUAUUUCUUAUUAUUACAAAAUGUGAAAGUAAUCUGUAGUGUUCAAGAUGAAACUUUUAGUAAAUAUAGUAAAAAAAAAAGUAAAUUCUUUUUGAAAAUCAGUGAAAAUGAUAGUCUGUUAAUACAAAAAAAUAGCACAAAAAAGGUAGAAGAUCCAAAUAGAUACAUUAGUGCAAAUCAUAUAAUACUUUUAAGUAAAAAGAAUUCUUUUCUUGAUGAUAAAGAUAUGUUAAUUUUUAUUACUAAAUGGAAUUCUAUAAAAAGUGAUCAUUUAGAAAUUUUCCCUUUGAAUUUAGAAACUUUUACAUAUAUGAAUGAAGUAUUUGAAAAAGAAAAAAGUGAAACAACAAAAGAAUAUCUUUAUUUUUUACAAAGAUACAAGAAAAAGGAUUUUUCUUUAUGCUUAUUUUUAAUUAAAGUUUUUGAUCAUAUGGAUAAUUUAAAGUAUUUAUUUUACUUUUAUAAGAAAACAGAUAAAAUAAAAAAAUGCAAAAAUGUUAUUCAAAACAAUAUGGACAAUAAUGAUGAAAACUUCGAUUUCAUAUUAAGUAAACUAGGAAUAAAGCAAUAUACAAGAAAUGAGGCCAAGGAAUUUAUAAAAUUAAAUAAUGUUAGCACUCAUUAUAAAAAUGAAUUAAUAUUAGAUAUAAAAAAUAAUAAUAAUUUAAACAAAAAACAAAAAACUAUACUUGAACAUGUAAUUAAUUGGUUUAAAUAUAAUCAUGAGGAAGACAAAGAAAAUGAUAAAAAAGAAAAUGUAAUAAUAGAUAAUGAAAAUAAUAAUGGUGGUUUACUUGUAAAUGGAAUAUUUGGAUCUGGUAAAAGUACUCUUAUUUGCAAUGUUAUUUUAUAUUUAGAUAAAAUAUUAAGUUUUGAGGAAAAAAAAAUAAAAAAAAAUAAAAGCAUUAUAAAAGAAAGUGAUAAUGAAAAAAAUACAAAACAAAGUAAAAAUUUAAAAAAAAAUAAUGAUGAUGAAAAAGAUAUUAAAAAAAAGAAAGAAAAAUAUGAAAGUAAAAAUCUUAACAAAAAAAUAUUAUUGAUGUGUAACACAAACUUAGGAGUUGAUAAUAUUCUUUUAAAAUUAAAGUUUGAUUUUGAUUUCUAUAAUUUUGCUAGAAUAGGAAAUAUUUUUGAAAUAAAUUUUUUUUUAAUUACAAAUUAUAUUAAUAUAAAUUCAAAAGAAGAAAAAAGAAUCGAGGAACUUGUAAGUUAUUUAGAAAAAAUAAGCAAAAAAACAGAUAAUUUUUUCAAUAAUUUCAAUAAGAAAGAUAUUAAAGAAGAUAAUGAUAAAAAAUCAAGUAAUUUUUCUAAUAUAGAUUUACAUAAAAUAAGUGAUAAUUUAAAUAAGGAAGAAAAAAAUUAUGUAGAAAAUUUAAGUACUGAUGAUAAAGAUAAAAUGAGAAUUGAAGAUAUAAAUAAAAUAAGAAAUUCUGAUAUAUUGAUAAAUAUAUUAAAAAAAAAAAAAGACUUUGUUUUAAAAAAUAAAUAUAAAAACAAAAGAGUUAUAGCAGGAACUUGUAAAAGUUUAUAUAUCUUUGAAAAAUUAAAUUCGGUAAAAAAAAGUAUUGAUUAUUUAAUUGUUGAUGAAUGUACUCAAAUAGAUGAAUUAACCCUUUUAAAAUUUUUUAUUAAAUUCCCAAUAAAGAAAUUUAUAUUUAUUGGCGAUAUAAAACAACUCAGUUUUGUUUUAAAAAGUAAAAGUGAUUUAACACGUAGUAUGUUUUCUAGAUUUAUUGAAAAUGAGUUAUUUAUCAAAAAUUAUUCUAUAAAAUAUGAAGAUGAGUUAAAUAGUACAAAUGAUAAUAGAAAUUGUGACAGUAAUCAAUUAUAUAUAAAUAAAAUAAUUGAUGAAAUAAAUAAUUUAAAUGAAAUAACAUUUUCCGCUUUGAAAGAUAAUUUAUAUGAAAAAAUGUUUGAAUUAGAUGAUGAGAAAAAUGAUAGAGAAAACGAUAUCCUAAAAAAAAACUAUAUAGAAAAGAAUAGAAUCGAUUUAGCUAACGUUUUAUGUAUUAAUAAAUUAGUAAUUAUGAAUAAACAAUAUAGAUGUCAUCCAAGUAUAAGUAAUUUAUGUAGUCAAUUAUUUUAUAAUAAUCAUAUAAAAAAUGGAAAAAGUACAAAGAAAAUCAAAAUUCUUUACAAUAAAUAUAAUUCUCAUAUAAAUUUAAUUUUAAUAAAAAAAAAUUAUAAAGAAAUAAAAUAUAAUUCUUCAUAUGUUAAUAUAUUAGAGGCUAACAUCAUUUUAAAUAUAUGUGAAAAUAUGAUUGAUAGUAAUAUUAAGCCUGAUGAUAUAGGAGUAAUAACUUUAUUUAAAUAUCAGUCUUUUUAUAUCAAAAACAAAAUGAAACAUUUAAAAAACUACGAUCAGUUAAAGAAAAUAAAAGUGAGUACAGUGGAUGCCUUUCAAGGUAUAGAAAAAGAAAUAAUUUUAUUUUCAUGUGUCUUAUGUUCUUUUUUAAAUGAAAAUAGGUCUAACGUUUCAUCUAGUGAUCAUAUAAUAUAUAAUAAUAAUAUGAAUAAUAAAAUUCAUAAUAGCAAAAUGAAUAAUUUAUGCGAAAAUAAUACAAUAAAUAUUGACGAACUUCCUAAAAAUAUAUCUAAUGAAAAUUUAUCAUAUAAUUCCAAUCAUUAUUAUGAACAUUUUUAUGAAAAUAAAAACAGAAUAAACGUAGCAUUAAGUAGAGCAAAAAGUCAACUAAUAAUUAUUGCCCAUAAUAAUUUUAUAGAAAAAAAUGAUAUAUGGAAAUAUAUAAAAUUCAAAUCUAAAGUAUACUAUUAUGAUUAG